Messenger RNA from Monoraphidium neglectum, 213 nucleotides. RefSeq lists its product as hypothetical. The transcript has a single exon. Lineage: Eukaryota; Viridiplantae; Chlorophyta; Chlorophyceae; Sphaeropleales; Selenastraceae. The annotation marks the transcript as partial. The record is from RefSeq and is a predicted model, not a curated record.
GCCUUUGAAAUCGUGGCGCGCCCCGCCCUGGACUCUGCGGGCUCCAGCAUUGACCGCUUGAAGAUGGCGAUAUACACCAAAUUCGCAGCAUGGGGCCUGCCCUGCCCCAUCACCGGUCACCCCAACAGCGGCAAGUUCGGCGGGGAGCAGCAGCAGCAGGCAGGCGGCGGCGGCGGCGGUGGUGCCUCAGGCGGCGCGCCGGCGACGGUGUAG